UCCGUUGCAGAGAGGUCGCUUAUUGACAAGGGGAGAAGGUGACUCCUCGACGGGCAAGAGCAGUACCUCGAUUAAAUCUAACAAAAAACACCAAAGAAGACGGUUGUUUGCCAAUUAAGCAACCAUGUCUUCGUUUGGGAGGGCUCUGGGAGUCCUAAGAACAGGAUCCCGGCUCAUUAGACGCGGCCCUCAAAGAAUAACGACCAGAAAGGCUGGUGACGCACCCCACAUUGAGGCUCAGUACAGACAAUAUCCACAAAUCACGAAGAAACAAAAGUUUCAGUCGGAGCUACUAAGCGGUGCUAUGUGGUUUUGGAUUCUGUGGCACUGUUGGCACGAACCUGAUGCAGUCCUGGGUCACUUCCCUUGGCCUGAUGCUUCUGAAUGGACAGAUGAGGAGUUGGGAAUCCCACCAAUCGACGAGGAAUGAGGUCACCAUGGAGGGAUUCAAGAUGCUGGACAAGUCUUUGUGGAAGUCUUCACGAUGUUCUGAGAGUCAUUGUUGUACAUAAAAUAAUAAAAC
Labrus mixtus (cuckoo wrasse) is the source of this 523-nucleotide messenger RNA. RefSeq names its product NADH:ubiquinone oxidoreductase subunit B2 (gene ndufb2). Gene Ontology annotation, cellular component: mitochondrial inner membrane. The transcript has 5 exons. NCBI's taxonomy places the organism in Eukaryota, Metazoa, Chordata, Actinopteri, Labriformes, Labridae. Bases 125 to 430 code for a protein of 101 amino acids. The record is from RefSeq and is a predicted model, not a curated record.